Amphibalanus amphitrite is the source of this 2336-nucleotide messenger RNA. Its product is annotated as xaa-Pro aminopeptidase 3-like. The transcript has 9 exons. The record is from RefSeq and is a predicted model, not a curated record. Gene Ontology annotation, cellular component: mitochondrion. NCBI's taxonomy places the organism in Eukaryota, Metazoa, Arthropoda, Thecostraca, Balanomorpha, Balanidae. Gene Ontology annotation, molecular function: manganese ion binding; metalloaminopeptidase activity. The coding region runs from base 15 to 1667 and encodes 550 amino acids.
CAGUAGGAGCAAACAUGGCGCACGCGAUGGAGCAGGUUAGGAGAUUUUUUGCUCCAUUUUUAGCGAAAAGCAACAUUUCUAGAAGAAUAUGCAUUCAACAUAUAAGAGAGUUGUCUACAUCACACCUUCUGUACAGAUGUCUAAGCCACCAGACAUCCGUCAAGUCAGCGUCUCCCCCUCAGACCUCAUAUGGCCAGCCCUUCAACUGCACACACCCUCACCUGAUGAAGGAGGGAGAGGUGACGCCGGGUCUGACGGCUGACGAGUUCGCCGACCGUCGGCGGCGUCUGAUGGAGCUGCUGGCCCGCCAGGCGCCGCAGCAGCAGCCUCCUCAGCACCAGGUGGUGAUUGUGCCGGCGGCGCGCGUCAGUCACCUCUCGGAGGACAUCCCGCACCCGUUCCGGCAGGCCACCGACCUGCUCUACCUGAGCGGCUGUCAGGAGCCGGAGGCGGUGCUGGUACUGCACUCAGAGCCGGGCCGGCCGCUGCCCGAGCAUACCGCCACGCUGUUCGUACAGCGGAACACCGCACACCGUCAGCUGUGGGAGGGCGGCUGCACGGGCCCGGCCGCCGCGCCCGCCAUGCUGGGCGUGGACCGGGCGGCCGGCACUGCCGAGCUCGGCCGCUACCUCGAGUGUCUGGCCGCCGACUGGGCGGGCACCGGCACGGCGGCCGUCUGGUUCGACUUCUCUGCAGUGGAUGUGCACGGACCGCUAAGUGGUACCGUGAGGGAUCUGGUGACCUCACUCCGCGGGGCGGCCCUAGAGUCGCCACGCCGUGCCAUCCAGAGUCUCCGCCUGGUGAAAUCCCCAGCCGAACAGCGACUGAUGCGGAAGGCUGCCCGCUGCGCCUCCGCCGCCAUACGGGACGCCAUGGCGGCCUCCCGUCCGGGGGUAUCCGAACACGAACUGUACGCCCGCGUGGAGUUCGGGGCGCGGAUGCGCGGUGCUGAGCGGCUGGCGUAUCCGCCGGUGGUGGCUGGUGGUGAUCGCACCAACGUGAUCCACUACACCAACAACAACCGGACGGUGGACGACGGCCAGCUGGUGCUCAUGGACGCAGGCUGUGAGCUGCACGGCUACUGUAGCGACAUUACCCGGACGUGGCCGGUGAGCGGCGUCUUCUCCCGCCAGCAGAAGGUGCUCUACAACACCCUGCUGGAGGUACAGGAGGCGCUCAUUGACGUGGUGCGGACGUCACGGCCCUCGCUGGACGGCCUUUACGGUCACAUGUUCCGGAUGCUCUCUGAGCGUCUGGCAGACCUCGGCUUGGUCGGCUUCAACCGCGAGAAGGGACAGCUCUUCAGGAUCAACCAGGCCCUCAUCAGGCUGGGUGUGACCCACCGGGUGUUCGAGGAGUCGGUGCAGCGGUUCUGCCCGCACCACGUCGGCCACUACCUGGGGAUGGACGUUCACGACACGGGUCUGAUCCCCAAAAACCUGCCGCUCCAGCCGGGCAUGGUCAUCACCGUCGAGCCAGGUCUGUACAUCCCGGCGGCCGACACGAGCAGUCCGGAGGAGUUCCGCGGCAUGGGCUUCCGCAUCGAGGACGACAUCCUCAUCACGGAGACGGGCUGCGAGGUGCUCUCCGAGGAGUGUCCCAAGACGGUGGACGCCAUCCAGCGCGCCGUGGGCGGCCCCUCACCAACCGACUUUUCAGCGGUAUAGCCAGCCGGCCACUACCUCUCCUUGGUUAGUCGACUAUGGAGGCGCGAACGUGAGCUAGGUGGCAGAAAGAAGAGCGGACAGAAUAGGUCCGUCCGAGAUCGACCCGCCGCUCCCACAUCUCAGGAUGAACGAGGCGUGUUUGGUUAUGCGUGUUUGGUGCGUGUUUGGCUAUCCGUGUUUGGUGCGUGUUUGGUCAUGCGUGCGAGUGUGCGUUUUACCACAGGCUGUGGCAGUGCCGUUUGUAUACAUAGUUCUAUUUUGAUUGACUGUGAAAGUGGGGUCAAUGUAUCUACGCUUGCUUUGUAUGUGAUUGUGGAUGUGUUUUGAUACGACAGUUUAGGAGUCUCUCGGUAUUGUAAAAGCGCAUAACCUGAACCCGGUUUUCUUCCCCAGUGGACUGUAAGUGUUCAGUCUUGUUACCUCUAAAGCCUUGGACAAAUAUAGGCAAAAACAACUUUGUACUUACCACCCUAGGAUCGUACACAACCUGUGUGCCAUGCAACCGAACCCGGCUGUGCCCGAAUGCUUGCCCGUUUCGACAUAUUUUGAUUAUUAUAGGUGCCAAUAUGCGCCAGUCACUUGGUGUGGUAAAUGAGGGUAUCGGUUAGCUGUGUAUUUUGUGUGAGCCUCGUAUCGGAUAAGGGUAAAAUGGAAAUGCACGUGACGAUG